AUGGCGACGGCUUGCGACGGCGACGCCGGGGCCGCGCGCCCGGUGGGACGCGCCGGUGGGGCCGAGCCUGACGGUAGUGCCCGCGCCGCCGCCGGGCUGGGCGGCAAGCGGAGGAGCGAGUGCGUGCCGUUGUGGGGUUGCGCCACUACGCGCGGCCACCGCAAAGCGAUGGAGGACGCGUGCGCCGCCGUGCCGCCCUUCGCCGAUGUGCCGGUGCGGAUGCUUGCGAGCGAGCGCAAGCUGGACGCGCUCGGGCGGGUCGGCGUCGACGCCUCCGCCGCCAUGCACCUGUUCGGCGUGUACGACGGGCACGGCGGUUCCGAGGUGGCCAACUACUGCGGGGACAGGAUCCACGUCGUGCUGAGGGAGGCGCUGAGCAGAGCCGCGGGCGCGAGGGGGCUAUCGGGAUCGGGGGAGCUGGGGGGCAUCCAGGAGCUCUGGGAGAAGGCCUUUUGCGAGUGUUUCCAGAGGGUGGACGACGAGGUGUCGGGGGAGGCAAGCAGGUUUAUGUUCGCUGACGGCGUCAGCGAGGCCCGACGCGAACCAGUUGCCGCUGACGACGUCGGCUCCACCGCCGUUGUCGCGCUUGUCUGCUCUUCUCAUGUCAUAGUUGCCAACUGCGGAGAUUCACGCGUGGUGCUCUGCCGCGGGAAGGAGCCCAUGGCUCUGUCCGUCGAUCACAAACCCGACAGGGAAGAUGAGCAUGCAAGGAUUGAGGCCGCGGGAGGGCACAUCGUCAACUGGCAUGGUCAUCGAGUCGCUGGCGUACUUGCUAUGUCACGGUCAAUCGGGGACAGAUACAUAAAACCAUUUAUCAUUCCAAAGCCAGAAGUGAGAGUCGUUCCUCGCACAAAUGGCGACGACUGCCUGAUUCUAGCGAGCGAUGGGCUGUGGGAUGUCAUCUCAAAUGAGGAUGCAUGCAGAGCUGCUCGCUUACAUAUCCUUCGGUGGCACAAGAAAAAUAACGGCACGUGUUUCGGUGAAGGUGGUAAACCGACAAUAAGCGAGAGCGACCCUGCUUCACAAGCAGCCGCGGAAUGUCUUGUGAGGCUAGCUCUGUCGAGAGGGAGCGAGGACAAUAUCACUGUCAUUGUGAUCGACCUGAAACGACGGAAGAUGCAUGGUCAAAGAUAA
Messenger RNA from Miscanthus lutarioriparius, 1134 nucleotides. The record is from the annotation of a GenBank genome assembly. NCBI's taxonomy places the organism in Eukaryota, Viridiplantae, Streptophyta, Magnoliopsida, Poales, Poaceae.